Molecule: messenger RNA, 855 nt
Organism: Neomonachus schauinslandi (Hawaiian monk seal)
Lineage: Eukaryota; Metazoa; Chordata; Mammalia; Carnivora; Phocidae
Product: zinc finger and SCAN domain-containing protein 4-like
Exons: 2
Biological process (GO): regulation of transcription by RNA polymerase II
Molecular function (GO): DNA-binding transcription factor activity; RNA polymerase II cis-regulatory region sequence-specific DNA binding
Source: RefSeq, a predicted model, not a curated record
CUCUUUUCUGAGAAUAUGCCCUUAAGAGAAGUCAUUGUUCACUUCAUGAAACAGUUGCCAGCAAGGACCCCAACAGAAGAGAACAUGGGGACACCCUCCUGGACUCCCCAAGAAACUUCCCUGGAAACAGGACAAGGAGAUAAAGAUAAAAAAAAUGGAGACAACAUUUAUCACAUGAAUGACAGUAUUACUAGUCAAGGCAAUGAAAUACCUUCCCUGCUCAUUAUCCAGGAAGAGGACUGUCCUAGGCUUGAAGAGGACAGUGUUUCUUUGAAGAAUCUGCUCAGCUCUGGAAGAGCAGGUGUAGGCACAUCCAGGUCCAAGGAAGGGUCCCUGAAGGGACCCUCAUAUCAAGAUGUCCUUAUAGAGGGGGGACCAGGGUUUCUCUCUCAGUCAAUCCAGGUCACCCCUGAGCCUGUUCCUACCCACCAGAGAACUGAGGGGAGCUCCACAUGUGGGGGACACCAAGGAAGAUGCCAUGAAGCCCACAACUCAUACAGAUGUGAAAAGUGUCCCAAGAUCUUUAGGUAUUUCUCUCAGCUAAAAGCCCAUCAGAGAAGACACGAUAACGAGAGGACAUUUACUUGUGCUGAGUGUAACAAAGGCUUCUUCCAAGCAUCAGACCUACACGUGCAUCAGAAGAUUCAUGCAGAAGAGAAGCCUUUCACGUGCAGCACGUGUGAAAAAUCCUUCAGCCACAAAACCAACCUUCUGGCACAUGAGAGAAUCCACACAGGAGAGAAGCCCUAUGAAUGUUCCCUCUGCCAUAGAAGGUACCGCCAGUCGUCCACCUACCACCGCCACCUGAGAACUCACCAGAAAAUUGCCUUCAGAGGUAUUCCCUCCACACCAGAA